UAAAAUCAGUUGGGGUCCGCUCUGCUCCAAGCAGAAUUUCCAGCGAGUCAAAGUUUGUGUAUGAAAAGUCCUUGAAAAUUGAGCAAAACUCCCAUUUUUCAACUUUACCUGCCGGAGAUUCCUUUUUCUUUCUUCUUCUAGGGUUUCGUCUUUUCACCGAUCGCCAUUUUUGCCGCUUCAACUAUUACAACCUUUGAGCUCCUGAAUGUCAAGUGGCUAUGGCUCUAUUCUGGUCGUUUCAGGUUUUUGGAAGCUGAUGAUCUGUCUUUCAAGUUGUGCCCAUUGAUCACUACCAUAAGCAAGUUCUUAUCUUUGUUCCCGAUAUGGCUUCUGGCUGUAUAAUGCCUUCAGCAGGUGGUAAACCUCAAACUGAUGCCAUGCUUGUCGACAAACUUCCUGAAGAAAUAAAUGAAAUGAAGAUCAGAGAUGAUAAAGCAGAAAAGGAAAUGGAAGCAGCUGUAGUUGACGGAAAUGGAACAGAAAAGGGCCACAUCAUUGUGACAACUAUUGGGGGCAAAAAUGGUGAGCCUAAGCAGACCAUUAGUUACAUGGCCGAGCGUGUUGUUGGACAGGGUUCCUUUGGAAUUGUGUUCCAGGCCAAAUGCCUUGAAACUGGAGAAACUGUGGCAAUAAAAAAAGUUCUACAGGAUAAGCGAUACAAGAAUCGGGAAUUGCAAACAAUACGCCUUCUUGAUCAUCCUAAUGUUGUUUCACUGAGACACUGCUUCUUUUCAACCACAGAAAAGGAUGAGCUUUAUCUUAAUUUGGUUCUUGAAUAUGUACCUGAGACUGUCUACCGUGUGUUGAGACAUUACAGCAAAGCAAACCAACGGAUGCCAAUGAUUUAUGUCAAGCUCUAUACAUAUCAGAUUUUCCGAGCUUUGGCUUACAUACACGGGAUAGGAGUCUGCCACAGGGACAUCAAGCCUCAGAAUUUACUGGUCAACCCACAUACUCACCAGCUUAAGCUCUGUGAUUUCGGGAGUGCAAAAGUUCUGGUCAAAGGCGAGCCAAAUAUUUCAUACAUUUGCUCUCGUUACUAUCGUGCGCCUGAACUUAUAUUUGGAGCAACUGAAUACACAUUUGCAAUUGACAUUUGGUCUGUGGGUUGUGUCCUUGCUGAACUGCUUCUUGGGCAGCCCCUCUUUCCUGGUGAGAGUGGAGUUGAUCAGCUCGUGGAAAUUAUCAAGGUUCUCGGAACACCAACUCGGGAGGAAAUCAAGUGUAUGAAUCCAAAUUACACUGAGUUCAAAUUCCCACAAAUCAAAGCUCACCCUUGGCAUAAAAUUUUUCAUAAGCGGAUGCCUCCUGAAGCUGUGGAUCUUGUGUCAAGGCUUCUCCAGUAUUCUCCAAAUUUGCGGUCUACUGCGUUGGAGGCUUGCACCCACUCUUUCUUCGAUGAGCUCCGUGACCCUAAGACUCGUCUCCCUAAUGGUCGACCAUUGCCACCUCUCUUCAACUUUAGGCCUCAAGAGUUGAAAGGAGCAUCUGCAGAGCUCUUAAACAAACUGAUACCAGAACAUGCUAAGAAGCAGUGUACCUCCCUUGGUUUCUAAACCUUGUGAAUGUUAUGUAUCUUUAGUAUACUUAUUUGCAAACCAAUUUGUUUAUUAUC
Molecule: messenger RNA, 1615 nt
Organism: Solanum verrucosum
Lineage: Eukaryota; Viridiplantae; Streptophyta; Magnoliopsida; Solanales; Solanaceae
Product: shaggy-related protein kinase epsilon
Exons: 14
Coding region: 324-1556 (410 amino acids)
Biological process (GO): protein phosphorylation; signal transduction
Cellular component (GO): cytoplasm
Molecular function (GO): protein serine/threonine kinase activity; ATP binding
Source: RefSeq, a predicted model, not a curated record